Molecule: messenger RNA, 10390 nt
Organism: Seriola aureovittata
Lineage: Eukaryota; Metazoa; Chordata; Actinopteri; Carangiformes; Carangidae
Gene: grin2da
Product: glutamate receptor, ionotropic, N-methyl D-aspartate 2D, a
Exons: 18
Coding region: 45-5726 (1893 amino acids)
Biological process (GO): monoatomic ion transport; synaptic transmission, glutamatergic; excitatory postsynaptic potential
Cellular component (GO): postsynaptic density membrane; postsynaptic membrane; plasma membrane
Molecular function (GO): NMDA glutamate receptor activity; transmitter-gated monoatomic ion channel activity involved in regulation of postsynaptic membrane potential
Source: RefSeq, a predicted model, not a curated record
UAACGGGAGUAACGGAUACAGCUUCGUUGGCAGGAGCAGCUGCAAUGGCUUCGUUUUCCUCCUCCCCAUCAUCCCUGUCCCUGGCGGCGCUCGUGGGGGAGACGGUGAUGACACCGUCAGGCCAGGCCAACGUCAUCUACCUGGCUGUGAAUGAGAGCAGCCCGGGCAGCCUUCUACUGCAGCUGUGUGAGCUGCUGGCCACCACACCACUACAGGGUUUGGUGUUUGAGGAGGAGAGACCACCGCCGCCAAACCGCGCCCCUCUGGCUCCGAUGCUGGAGUUUGUCUCGGCCCAGACGGGGGUUCCCGUGGUUGCUGUCGGGGGAGGAGCCAGCCUGGGUCGAGAGCCACAGGAGAGCGGCUCCAUCUACCUCCAGUUCACCUGCUCCACUUCGCUCCAGCUCGAGGUCAUCUUCGAGGUGCUCGAAGAGUACGACUGGACCGCCUUCUCCGUGGUGACCACCCGUCACCACGGCUACGAGGACUUCCUGGCCAUGGUGGAGGGUAUGACGGACGGUUCGUUCAUCGGCUGGGAGAAGAAAAGCGUGGUGAUUCUCAACGUGACAGACGACCCCGGUGGGGCGCGAACCAAACGGCUGCUCAAAGACAAUGAAGCACAGGUCCGUCUGCUGUACUGCUCCCUGGAGGAGGCCGAGCUGGUUUUCCGCGCGGCCUGGGCGGCGGGUCAGGCCGGGCCCAGUCACAUGUGGUUCGCCGUGGGGCCGGCCCUGUCCGGUUUGGGCCUGGAGGGUUUGCCCAAGGCCUUGUUCGCCAUCCGGCCGCAGGGAUGGAGGGACGAGCCGCGCAGGCGCAUUGCCAAGGGCGUCUCUGUGCUCACCCACGGAGCAAUGGCACUGCGGAGGGACCAGGGGGCCACCAGCCGGUCGCAGUACGCAGGCAACUGCCAGAGUGACGGUAACCAGACCCAUCGAGUGCCAGACAGGAUCAGGUACUUCACCAACAUAUCUAUCGGUGGGCGGGAUUAUUCCUUCAACAGUGACGGCUACCUGUCCAACCCGCUGCUCGAUGUCAUCUCCUACACCAAUGGGAGAGGCUGGGAAGAGGUUGGAUGGUGGGAGAACGGACACCUGCGUUUACGUUACCACCCCUGGUCUCGUUACGGCUCCUUCCUGAAGCCUCUGGAUGACUCCCAGCACCUCAGAGUGGUCACCCUGGAGGAGAGGCCCUUUGUCAUAGUGGAGCCCGCAGACCCGGGAACCAGCUCCUGCAUCCGGGACUCUGUACCCUGCCGCAUGCCUGUCAACUCCAGUUUGGUGGUGGAUGGCACCGGGCCCAUGAAGCACUGCUGCAAAGGGUUCUGCAUCGACGUCCUGAAGCGUCUCGCUAAGAUCGUGGGCUUCACCUACGACCUUUACCUGGUGACGAACGGCAGGCACGGAAAGAACAUUGAUGGGGAGUGGAACGGCAUGGUCGGAGAGGUGGUAUCCAACAGGGCUGACAUGGCCAUAGGCUCCCUCACCAUCAACGAAGAGAGGUCAGAGGUCGUGGAGUUUUCCGUCCCGUUCGUGGAGACCGGCAUCAGCGUCAUGGUUUCCCGCAGCAACGGCACCGUAUCGCCUUCUGCUUUCCUUGAACCCUACAGCCCAGCGGUGUGGGUGAUGAUGUUCGUGAUGUGCCUGUCGGUGGUGGCUGUCACCGUCUUCAUCUUUGAGUUCUUCAGCCCCGUGGGAUACAACCGCAGCCUGCAGAGCGCCAAGAAGUCGGGUGGAUCUAAGUUCACCAUUGGGAAGUCGGUAUGGCUGUUGUGGGCGCUGGUCUUCAACAACUCUGUGCCUGUGGAGAAUCCAAGAGGAACCACCAGCAAGAUCAUGGUGCUGGUGUGGGCCUUCUUCGCUGUCAUUUUCCUGGCCUCCUACACUGCCAACCUGGCUGCCUUCAUGAUCCAGGAGGAGUACAUCGACACGGUGUCAGGGCUGUCGGAUAAGAAGUUCCAGCAGCCGACGGAGCAGUACCCGCCGCUGCGUUUCGGCACGGUGCCAAACGGCAGCACCGAGGAGAACAUCCGCUCCAACUACCCCAACAUGCACCAGUAUAUGAUCCGCAACAACCAGAAGGGUGUGGAGGAGGCCAUUGACAACCUCAAGACCGGGAAAUUGGAUGCCUUCAUUUAUGACGCCGCGGUGCUGAACUAUAUGGCCAGGAAGGACGAGGGCUGCAAGGUGAUGACCAUCGGCUCGGGUAAGGUGUUUGCCACCACAGGCUACGGCAUCGCCCUGCACAAGAACUCCCGCUGGAAACGUCCACUGGACCUGGCGCUGCUGCAGCUGGUUGGAGACGAUGAGAUUGAUAUGUUGGAGCGUCUCUGGCUGUCCGGUAUCUGCCACAACGAUAAGAUUGAGGUGAUGAGCAGUAAACUGGACAUCGACAACAUGGCGGGGGUCUUCUACAUGCUGCUGGUGGCCAUGGGCCUCAGCCUCCUGGUAUUUGCCUGGGAGCAUCUGGUGUACUGGAAGCUGCGGCACUGUGUGAAGCGAUCUGGUGGGAUGGACUUCCUUCUGGCUCUCAGCAGGGGGAUGUACAGUUGCUGCCAGUUUGAGGAUGAGACGGCACCAGGAGGCAGCAAAAGCUCUUUGCCCCAGUAUCACACCGUGACCACCAUGCCUACUGCACCCCAACAACACCUCGUUACAGCCACAGUGAAUAACACAACUGCCAUUGCCAUGGUGCAGCAGCAACAGCAGCAGAAGCACCAUCAGCCGCAGCAACAGGGGCAGACCUAUACAUCCAUGCUACCCGGAUCACCGCCAACUACGGGACACUCGGCAAUGGCUCUGGGUCCCUCAAAUAGCCCCUUGCUGGAAGGCCCCAUGCCCUGCUCCACCUUCUUGCCUCGCCACGACCGCAGACUCGCUGUAGUGGAUCGCUGGAACAGGCCAAAGCCGGAGAAAGUCAUGAGCGCAGGCAGUGCUGGAGGAGUGGGCAUUGGGGGGAUAGCAGGAGGGAUCACUGAACUCCAGGCCCAGCAGCAGUAUCAACAGAACCUUGGACAGCACUGGACCCUGCAAGGGGGAGUUGCAGGUGGAACAGGGGGAGGAGGUGACACAGGGCUAGAUGAAUAUAAGCGCUACUAUGGACCUAUAGAUCCAGAAGGGCUGGGAACUAGCUCGGACCAACAGGCAGGGGGCCCCCAACAGACUCCCAAAGCUAAUCCUCGAGGCCCCAAAGCCUCAGGGAUGCCACGGCUGCCGCCUAAAGGCCCCCAACCAGGCCCAGGGCACUUAAUCUCCAAGCCUCCUCCACCACUCCCAUCUUCUCCACGAAGGCCUCCCUUCUGGCGACGAGGAAGCCUAGCUCAGGCAAGGAGAAAAGGCUCAGGAGGUCCCCUGUACGAGAAUAUACUCCCUUUGGGGAGGCGAGGAGGUGGGAGGUACGGAGCAAGCGAUGGAGGUGGAAGAAGAGGGCGACGUCUUCCUCCACCUCCUCCUCUUCCUGUCCCACUUUCCUCCCCUACACACACCCCCACCACUCCCUCCUCCCCAUGCCGUUUCUACUCCUCAUGCUCCAGUGCCUCAUCCUCUUCCUCUUCCUCCACAUCGUCCUCAUCCUCUUCUUCAUCCUCUGUCUCGCUCUCUCGGUCAAAUUCCCCCUCAUCUUGCUCCAGUGACAGCUCCUACAACUCCUCGCUGAGUUUCCGGUAUCGAGCAGGGGAUCGAGAGUUUACGGUGGAUGAUGAGUACGACUCAGAUCUGCUCACAGAGGAGUCCAGCCUCCUCCUGGGGUCACGGAGGAAGAUCCGUUCACGCCGAAUGUCUUCACGCUCACUGCCAUGCAGUCCGCCACCUCCGCCAAUCCCUCCGCGGAAGCCACGUCCUCUGAGAGAUUAUGGCAGAGAGAGGACUGGCAGCCAACUGGCCCAAUUACAGGAGUGGUGGGCAUCGUGGGGAGACAGGGAGCGAGGGAGGGGAGGGACAGCGAGCCGGGGGGAUGGAGGAGUGGGAAGAGAAGAGAAGAGGCACCAUAAAGAGAGGGAGCGCGAAAGGAAGAGGAGGAAGAAGGGCCGAAAGAAGAAGAAGAGGGAGGAGAGGGAAAGAGAGAGGGAGCGAAAGAGGCGCAAAGCAAAGAAGAAGAGGAAGAGAGAGGAUAAGAUGAGAAAGAGAGAGCGGAAGAGGUCAGAGCAGGAAGGAGGAGAUCCUGAAAAGAGAGAGGAUCUCAAAUCAGGGACACCGGACUUCCCGUCAUAUCCGCCCAUGAGGCGAGAGUCCUUUCGGAAAAAGAGUGAAAGCUCCAUCAGAAGCUACGGGUGGAACAUCCCAGGCGAAGAAGAGAGGAGGGAAAGAGAAGAGAAAGAGAGGGAUGAUGGGGAAGACAGUCGAGGAAAGGAAAAACACCACAGGCGAAGAAAUAGCAAGCACUAUCAUGGCUCGAGCAGUAAGCCCUCGACAUCUGUCAAAUUCUGGGGAGGGGGAAACCCAUCCUCCGACACCAUUCCAUCUGCCUUCCUGCCCUUGUUGCCUGUCUCCUCUAAAAGGAGGAAGAGUAAAAGCUCCGACAGGGAUGCUGUAGGAAUGGAGGGAGAGAGGCGGCCAUUGCUGGGACGGAACGGAAGAGGCGAGAUGCACUCCAAGGAGGGGUUGUCCUUCCACGAGUGGGAGUCCGAAGUCGAGGAUGAUGAAGAGGAUUCUGAUCAGGACAGGAGGAAAGAGCGCAGUAAGCGGCGCGGAGGAGGAAGGACAAUGUCCGAUGAGGAGCGGGAACGUGAUAAGGUAGUCGGGAUAUACUCUGAUGAUGAUGGUUCUUCUGGAGAGUUUGGAAAGUUUGAGAGGUACUGGGAGGAUCACGAAGGAAGGGCAGUAGGAGGGAUCGGAGGGGGAGGUUGGUUUUUCAGUACCUACCCCUCCAGGGAUAAAGCUGGCAGCAUCAACAGUAGAGAUGACCUGUUCCUGGAGCGAGGAGAGAGGUGGGGGACAGCAGAGAGCGGGUGGGGGUCUAGUGGAGGUGGAGCUGGUGGUGGUGGUGGAGGAGGGGCUGAUAGGGGAGAGAGAGGGUGGGGAUCAGGAUCGCACUGGCCCCCACCUCCUCUCACGCCGCCACCUCCUCGGCGAUACUGGUCGGUGGACAAGCUCCACAUACAGGACGAGAAGAAGAGUAAACGGAAGUCAAAGGACAAGGGGAGAGGGCACACAGCUUGUUCCUCCUGUCACUCCCCACGACACCAUCCGCAGGCCCAUUCCUCCAAAUGGGCCCGCGUUACCUCGCGAAGCCAGGAAGAGUUGUACCACCACUGCCAGAGUUUUGGUGGUCCCCUGAAGCCCAAACAUGACUCGUCCUCCUCCUCCAAACCUGAUCGCUCACAGAAUCCAUCUAAAUCUGGCAGUCAGUCAAACCUCAGCAUCCAGCAGCGGACACAGAGAACAGAUAGGGAUCGAGAGCGAGGAAGGCAAGCAUCCCCGCCCCCAAACCUCAUACCUAACUUGCCACCCCCGCUCCCUGCCCUUCCAGCUCCUCCGUCCACAUCUCACCCUAUCCAUGUUCCUCCCCUUACCUCGUCCUCUUCUGUAUCCUCUCCUUCUGUAGUCUCAUCCACCCCGGGGGCGCCCCAGUCCUCCUCCAUGGCUUCGGCAAGUGCCAAACUGCAGUACCAGAGAUUGCGCUCUGUACCCCAGCCCCAGAGAUUUCCUCAGUCUCCUCACUUACCCCUCAAAGCCAAGAGCCUUUGCUCGCGAAGGGGCUCGGCCCAUUUCUCCAGCGUGGAGAGUGAGGUCUGAAGUUCUAUAAGGUAUCAAAAGUCAUAAGAGAGCCCUGCAAAGGUGACACUUAGCAGGUCAUCUGGAUCUGAAUCUGCCCGGCAGCAAAUGUGGCUGCGCAGCCAAGUCAGUACCGUAUACGCACUGAGCCCUUUCCUGAAGUUCUGCACAAACAAACAAACCAGAAAGCCAAACAAACCCCAUUGGGGUAGGUCAAAGGGAAACAGGAGCAAUCUUGUGCUUACUGAUGUUUCCUUUCAUUCCUCUCAGUAUGUGAAAGACUACAACCACAGCAACAACUUCUAUUCUGAACUGGGUCAACCAAUACACUUAAAUCAGACAAUAUAGUGGUACAACUGAAGAUGAUCCCUUUGCUAUAGACAGUGAAGGGCUUUGGAUGUUGAAGCAGAGCAGUAGUUUGUAUUCAGAGGAUUCUUAAUGCUUACUGAGGGCUCAGGAACUUUGUAGUACUGUAUGCCUGCUGCUCUCGGAAGCCUUUAACACAGAACAGUGUUCUUAUGUUUUUUUUUUUUCCCUUAAACAAAUCGCUUACCCCUACUUUCCUUUCUCCUUAACAAACUGUUUACACCCCCGCAGAACUGUGACGCCCGCCCAAGGCACCUUUGUUGUGUAUGAUCAAUACCUACUUGUCUAGAGGGACAGGAGGGUGAAAACCACUUUGUCUUCUCUGUGUUAUCCAUGCACCUUCUCUUGAUCUCUUCUCUUUUGUUCCCUCUUAUCUUUUCCCGCAUUUUUCUAUACUCUUACCCCUUACUUUUCUUUCUUUCUCUUCGGUCUGUUUCUCUCUGCUUUCCUGCCUUAUUCGCGUGUCUAUCUUUUCCCCAUCUCUCUUGUCAUCUCCUCUCCUGUCCUCCCUCCCUCUUGGAUCCUCUCUCCUUGAUGUGAUUAUUCUGUGUGUCUGUGCUUUUCUGUGUUUGUAUUCUUGACAACAGGGUAAGUCAACUGUGACUGAUAUUCUGCUGGCUUAAUGAAAAGCUGAGUGCCAAACUUAAGUAGAGCUCGACAUCAAUCUGUACAGCGUUAGCUGCUGUUUUUCCUUUUUAUCUUGCAGAGUUUUCGUCAUCUCCCAAAUACGCACAUGCCAAUACACGCACACACACCUAAAAGUGCAAAAACUCGCAUACAUUCACAUGUAAGGACACGCGCACUUCACAAGUCAACUCAUCUAUUCUCUUUCUUGAGCAAUACAUUCUCGACCCUCUGUUCAUGUUACGAUUUUAUACUUUAAAACCUUUAUUUUACCUCUGUGUUGUAGUUGUUGUUGUUAUUGAUGGUGUUCUGUAUAUCAAGACACAUAUUAAGUCUAAUACAAUGUAAGCACUGUGCCAUACUACUCAAGCUUGGGUGCACACGAAAAGUUCUCUCAACUACCUAACGACAAUGAUGGAGGUAGUGUCUGUUCCCUUCCUGUAUUUGACUGAAUGUAAAGUCAGCCGCCAACAAGUGUGCUGCAACAACAAUUAAGACACUUGAAGAUGGAAACUGUAGCAUUUCUGAUGGUAAAGAACAAAGUAGACUUCAGUUUCACCAUCGACAGUAUUUUAAUCUUGCAGGGUAAGUCUGCAGUAGUUGCUGAAGGAUUAAAUCUGCAUUGUGUUACGGUUUAAAAUUGAUUUAAUCUUUGUGUUUGUUAUUCUCCUGUCAGAGGUCCAAUUGGUGCCAAGGCUAGGAAACCGCAAAUAUUUGCAAAAAUAACCAACCCAGGUUUGCUUGCCAUCGAGCAGGAGAUGCUAGGUGGAGCUUUACAGCUUUGUUAGACACGGUGACAGAUUGUUGCAGGGAAAUAAAUACUUAUAGCCUUAUGCUAAUUGCUCCUGCCAUUUUUUGUGUAAAGUAUGACUAUGAAGGUAUGUAUUUUAAUGCAUUUAAUGUAUGGGGUUAGCCUAAUGCUAACAAGAGUAGUGUGAUCGGAUGGAGAGGAAUUUGAUUGGUGCAAAAUUAUAUUGUGUGAGUGCCGUUUUGAUGUCAACGAGACUGUGCCUAAGUUGGAGGCUAGCUAGUGGAUGAGGCAGGUUUUGAAGAGGUAGCGCUGGAUCUGAGUGAUGGUGUAUGAAAGACACAGUAGCACCUGCUGUGCAAUUUUGUUUUUUGUUAUUAAAGUAUUUCUCACCUUGUAAAUGUGUAACUAAGAGCUAUAGCUUUUUAAUCCAUGACCGAGCUGACACCAGCAGUUACACUCCGAUGUCAAGCACUUAGUCCAAGUAGCCUGUUAGAUCCACCAACAUUAGAAUUCAGCAUCAGGACACUGGACAUCGGUGGAGUUUAAGGCAAGAGCCACUGCACGCAAGACUGGUUGUGUUUCUCAGUCGGUCGUAAUGCCUGAGCCAUCUCUCCCAUAACAGCCUGGUCAGCUCAUGUUGUUUGCCUGGAACUGCAUCUGAGCCAUACUUUACUUCAGCUGAAGAAAACAAAAGAGAACUUAAGUUUUUAACAUAAACUUGUUGUGUAGAGUUUGUCUGACUUUCUUUAUGAAAAAAAUCUAGAUAUAUAUAUCAUAUAUAUAUAUAUAUAUAUAUAUUUGUGGCGGUGGGUAGCGUUAGAAAAAAUUGUUGUUUAGAAUCUUGACAUUUGGGGAUAUUGUUUCUCAUUUCAAGUCCAUUAUAAUAAUAAUAUAAAUAUUAUGUGUUAUCAACACAUAUUUCCUCAUAUUCACUGGCAACAGGGAAAUUCUUUAGUUCAAAUUAUAGACUUGCUUUAUAGGCUGACUGUAUUAAGCCAAGUUGGAGACAGUUCAGUGCUUUGCUUAUUUCAGUCAACGAUCCACAGCUUAUACAAACCUCAGAGAAACCAGGAAGAGCGUGGAGUAAGUGUGACAUGCUUCUCUGCUUUCACACCGCGAGCAACUCAAGUCUGUUUCCCUAAACACAAACAAUCUCUGCAACCUGAGAAGAAUCAGCCUCCCUUUUUUUUCUUUUAAAGGGGGGCUGCAGCUCAACCAUCUGCAGCAUAGGUGAGCUAUCAUAAACAGCUAAUUGUGCAUUAGCACAGCACAACAGCUGCUAGCGGUGUGAACAGACAGUUCGGGUGUUUUUUCAGAGAAAUGAGCCACCCAUCCUUCCUUCUCCCCCCCGCCUCUUUUUCCUCAUGUCUAUCCAUUGUGUUUUGGUGCGUGUCUGCAAUUGUAAAGCUGGUCUGUUUUCAAAAAAAGAAGAGUAUCUGUGGAUAUAUUUAUUUCAUCUAAAAAAAAAUAGCAUAUCUAAAUAUAUAUGAUAGUAUAUUUCAAGACGCUAAGAUCUAUGUUAUAUAAGUUUGUCUACUAAAUUUACGGUAUUAUCUCAAUGAAUAUGUCUUUUUUGUCUGUUUGUCUGUCUCUCCUUGUCUCUAACCUCCUGCCCAGCUCCCUACCCCCCAGCGAAAACAGAGACCAGUACGUAACUGUGUUUUUGCUCACUUAAGACCAACCAUCCGCCUCCAUUAGCUAUCUACUGUAGCUAACGCUAAGAUUUCAACAAAGUGACAACGAGGAGGGGUGCGCGAGUGUCUUAUGACCGUGUCACUGUAGCAGUGGUGGCGUGUGUUUGUCUACCCAGAGGGGCCUUUAUUUUUGGUUUGGGCUACAGAUUAACGACUAAUUAAAACUUUUAUGGAUACAGCAGCUUUUACCACAGCUCUCACUUGUGUAGGGGUCACAUUCUCGACCCUGUUUGGGGUUCACAGUGGACCCUGGAGUUUCUACCGCAGUGUACAGUAGGGUGACCUCUUUGAAACACAAUGUAGCGAGCAGCACAGGCUUUUUUUUGCAUCUUUUAGUAGCUGUAUUACUAUAAAAAACACAUGCACAGCUACCCCUGCCAACCAACCUAUACGGUAUAUAUAAGAACUUUGAUAUACGUACAUAGUGUGUUGUGUCUGCCAAGCUGCUGUGCUGUAAAACAAAAGAGGAAAAAAAAAAGAAUUACACAACAAACACACUGUUUCUUUCUUAAUUUUACAAAACUGGUCAAGCUGAUAUGACACGUGUCAGGGGCAGGGCUAAAGCUGCUCGCUAGCGUGGUUUCCACUAAGGCCAAAAAUGGCCAAACCAGGGCUUUCUUUUGAUAAUCACAUCUUCAAACAACAAAAAUAGUCAGUACCUCCCCUUUUUUUGCCAGCCGGGAAGGAUUCCUAAAUGGUCAAAUAUAAGAACAUGGAAACAACACUGCCUGAGAUAUGAGAUCCUCCCCUCCUUGGCCGACUUACACUUUUACGUGUUUAUGAUUCAUUAAUUUAAGUCAGCAUAGUCAAAAUGAAUUUUUUUCAACACUGCGUUUAGAAAUAUUUGAAGCAUUUACUGGCCCUGAGCCCUGGCAAGCCCAGUUUUAGCCUGCAGUGGAAACACAUCCACAGUUUCUGCCUGUACACCUCUGAACAAUGCCUCAAGGCCUUGUAUUAAUACUGCUGUAUUGAUUGACUGUACGGGAUGAUGGCUAGUUGUGCUACACUUUAUUGUCAGCACCUCACACACACACAUGCAGAUUCACACUCAUGCACACAUUUUCAGAUCCACAAGAGCACAUAUACAAAUACAACCCCAUGCACACACACACACACCACAAGUGAGGGUGGUACAAUGCUGCCACCGCUCUGCUUCAUCUGCCACCAGUGAGGACAUUACUGACAAUAAUGUGCUGUACUGCAAGCAGGACAGAAUUAAAAAGAUGAUUUUAAUAAAGAACUGAAACAUG